GGAAGAGAGUGGGAGGUUCCACUGGCAUGACGUCGCAAUUGGCAGUGUCUUUCUUCAGCGUCGACUCGAUGUUUCUCUCUCUCCCUCUGUGAUCAGUGGGUGAGAGGGGGGUGACAGUAGCGUCAGACACAGCGGCGGAUACAGGCGUGCUACUUGGAGUCAUCAUCUUGUUGGCUCAUCCUUUCUUCUCAUCUUCGGUCCUGGAUCCCGCGGGAGAAAUACGAGACAAUUGAGUCUACGCCGCGUUCAGCUUUAUUUGUAGCCUAUUCUGAAUGACGGGCGGAAGGUUCGACUUCGACGAUGGAGGAACUUACUGCGGGGGGUGGGAGGAUGGCAAAGCCCACGGACACGGCAUCUGCACCGGACCCAAGGGCCAGGGCGAAUACGCCGGGUCUUGGUCCCACGGCUUUGAGAUAGUGGGGGUCUACACCUGGCCAAGUGGGAAUACAUAUCAGGGCUAUUGGUCUCAGGGGAAACGACAUGUCGGAGUGGAGACCAAAGGAAAGUGGCUUUACAGAGGAGAGUGGAGUCACGGUUUUAAGGGUCGCUACGGGGUUCGUCAGAGCCAUAAUACACCUGCCAGAUAUGACGGGACCUGGAGUAACGGGCUUCAGGACGGAUACGGGAUCGAAACCUAUGGCGAUGGAGGUACGUAUCAGGGCCAGUGGAUGGGUGGCAUGCGCCACGGCUACGGCGUGCGUCAGAGCGUGCCCUACGGCAUGGCCACCGUCAUCCGCUCCCCUCUGCGCACCUCCCUGGCGUCCCUGCGCUCCGAGCAGAGCAACGGCACCGUGCUGCAGGACCUCUCCGCGGGGGGCGACGCUCCCAGCGGGGGGCGAGGCGGCUUCGUCCUCAACUUCCACUCGGACGGCGAGGCGGCGAGCGGGAAGAAGAAGGGCCUGUUCCGGCGAGGCUCGCUCUUCGGGAGCCUGCAGCGGCUGCGGAAGUCCGACUCUCGGACGUCCAUCUCCAGCAAGCGCAGCUCGGCCCGCAGCGACGCCGCCAUGAGCCGCAUUAGCUCCAGCGACGCCAACUCCACCGUCUCCCUGGGCGACGGCGAGCUGCCUGACGAGGACAUGCCGUCGGAGGACCACGUGGACGCCACCACCACCGAGACCUACAUGGGGGAGUGGAAGAACGACAAGCGCAACGGCUUCGGCGUCAGCGAGCGCUCCAACGGGAUGAAGUACGAAGGGGAGUGGGUGAACAACAAGAGGCACGGCUACGGGUGCACGGUUUUCCCUGAGGGCACCAAGGAGGAAGGAAAGUACAAAAAUAACGUUUUGGUGCGUGGAAUACGGAAGCAGUUGAUUCCUCUUAAGAACCAAACCAAAGAGAAGGUGGACCGGGCCGUGGAGGGGGCCCAGAGGGCCGGGGCCAUCGCCAGGACUAAAGUGGAAAUAGCAGCUUCCAGGACUGCUCAUGCCAGGACAAAAAGCGAGGCAGCAGACCAGGCCGCUCUCUCUGCCUGCCAGGACUCCGACAUCGCCAGGGCUGUUGCUAGGGAGCUCUCCCCCAACUUCCACCAACCAGGUCCUGACUAUAUCAAGCAGCAGUUCAUGGACCCUGUAGAGAUCACGGAGGCCCCUGUGGAGAAGGAGAACUCCCCCUCGAAAUCGCCCCCCUCCUACGGCAAAGGCACCCCCCCAGCCGCCAGCCCAGGCCCCACCCCUCCCCCCUCGCCCCACUCCAAAAAAAAAGUGCAGCUCGCCAACAGCACCAGCAGCCGCAAAUCCAGCAAAGAGGAAAAGCCAGGGCGCAAGACCAGCAAAGAGGAGAAACUCACCCGCAAGACCAGCAAGGACGAGCGUCCAAGCAGGAAGGUCAGUAAAGAUGAGAGGGCAUCCGCUGUGGAGCCCCUUAAACCCCUCCCACCCCAGACUGCCCCGGCCAGGCAGGAGGAGGCCCCUCCGAAGCCCCCCAAGGCCCCAGAGUCCACCCCCGCUCUGGCACCCCCUCUCCAGGCCCAGGCGGUAGUGUCGAGCCCAGCGAAUGGACAGCUCCACACCCAAUACCACAGCUACUACGUCAAGGCCCCUACCAAGGGUCCUCCACCCCCAGACCUAGAGGAGGGGGAGGAUGAAGAUCUCAGUCAGGUCGCCAUGGCACGCAUGGCUCCGCAACCCCCCAAGUCCUACGGAGCCUCCACCUUCAAGCCCACACCCAACAGUAAGAGUGAACCCAAACUCAGGAAGCAGGAUUCCCUAAAGCCAAAGAGCCUCGCAGAGACGAAGAAAGCCAGCAUGGACAUUGCAGAUGCUAUAGAGGUGGAAGCUGGUCCUAACUCAAUCCUGGUUGCCAUGGUUAUGCUUUUGAAUAUUGGCUUAGCAAUCAUAUUUGUCCACUUCCUGACAUGAUCACCUGUUUCUCAGAGAAGCCAUGUCAACUGGUUCAGCUGCAUCGCCAGCCUUUGAAAAAUCCAAACGGCGCCGGCCAACACAGGGAGGCAUUCGAAGGUGCUCGGGAAUCAGCGUGGCACAGGAACUGUGAGGGAACCAAUCACCAGUCACCCUGUCACGGGCCGAACACAGCCCGGUGUCCCCCUGUUUAACACUUUAACAUUUACAUUUAGUCAUUGAGAAGACGCUCUUAUCCAGAGCGACUUACAGUAAGUACAGGGACAUUCCCCCGAGGCAAGUAGGGUGAAGUGCCUUGCCCAAGGACACAACGUCAGUUCGCAUGACCGGGAAUCGAACUGGCAACCUUCGGAUUACUAGCCCGAUUCCCUAACCGCUCAGCCACCUGACUCCCUGACUUUCUUCGGUUCCUGUGAGAGCUGGAGGGAACUGUUGUGUCUAGGGAGUAAAAAAUUGUUUAAAACACACACGCCACACAUAUAUAAACAUACACACAUUUGAGAAGUAAUUGAAACCCACAUCACGUGUGCUGCCCCCCCAGCAGGGAGCCAAGGCUUACUUAGCCACUCCCCCUGCCGUCGCGGUCCCAGCAGGACUGACUUUACUGGAAGAGUGUGUAGAUGCACUUUUAGUUGACAGGAUGGAACAGCUGCCUUACUAUUUUACCACCCGACGUUUUCAUAGGAAGAUGUGAGCGUGGCGGCCAGAGGACUGUGUUGUUGUAGGUAAAGCAUUUUAAAUGUUGGGAUGGCCCUACGUUCAUGCAUGCAACCCUCGAUACAGGAAACUGGAUACGGCCAACGCUGGCGGUCAGUGCUAGCCCGGUCACUUGCCAGUCUUACUCUGUUACCCCUUCCACCAUGCAACGUUUUCAAGCUCCUCCCACAAUUACCCAGGAGCUUCUGCUUCUACAUGCUCCCUGUGCAUGUUUGAACAACAUUUUUGUUGUGUUUUUCAUAGUUUUUUUUGUUUGUUUGUUUAUUUGUUGUUGUUGUUAAUUGAAUGUUGGUUACCUGCAGUCAUAGACCACUUGUUGAGAAAGAAAAAGCCUUGCUUGGAACUAAAUCCAUAUUGAUCAAGUGAGGAUCAGUUGAAGAUUACCCAUCGUUUCCCAUUUAUUUUGGAAGUCUAAAAACAAGUUUGAAGGAUUUAAGAGUUUAAUGCUUAUUUUAUGUGCAAUAUUUUUAUUUUUUGUCAGAGGAAUUAUAUAUUUUGCCAAAAGAAAUAAUUUAACUAACUCCUAUUAUGUUAAUUUCUACAUAUUCAGCAGGUAGGAAUGCUCUCAUUUAAAAUAACUGGAUUGGGUCAAUUGAACUGUUCACAGUGUUACUUGGUACAGUUGUAAGGACAAUGACAUGGUAACCGGCCUUAGCUAUAGUAGCUCUUUGUGACUGAUGUAUGAAAAGUCUUAUGGAAAUGUUAUUUAUUUAAUAAAAAUUUAAAUAUUUUGUUGGUAUUGCAACACAAACUAUAUUAUUGUGCAUGGGAUUUUUAGCAUAAUUACUUUCAUUAUUCUUCUCUGCUUCCAAUGUUAUACCAAGUAAGCUGUGAAGAGCCAUUGAUGCAGUUGUCCAGGUUUAGUUCAAACACCUGCUUUAUGAAACAUUUGGAGUCUGCUUGAGUCUGGGGCUUGGGAACACUGGAUUGGAUGAAAGAAGCUGUUGGUGAAUUUGUUCAGGUUGAAUCUGUGGUGAUGUGGUUAAGAGUGAUGCCUUUAAGUCUGCACUGCUGUUUACCUCAGAAGAUGAUGAAGAAGAGGGGGGAGGAAGGAACCUCAAACAAUCAAAUCCUCGUCUUAAUUUUGUUGUGUGAGGAACUGUAAUGACUGUUUCAAUUAUCAAAAACAUUGUUUUUAAAUGUGCAACUUCAUUGUAACUGUUUGUGGACUUUGUUGCAGUUACAGCAUGAAUUUAUUUAAUUUGAAUGUGGAUUAAUAUGAAUAACAUUUUCUGUUAGCACUUUGAAGGUUAAUUAUUUAUUCAUUAUACUGUUCAUAGGUAUAUUGCUUCAGAUAUUAGUCUUCACUAAAAAGGGCUUGAAAAUUUGUUAGAUUUGCUUUUUAUGCAAUUCUGUUUUGAGAUGUGAUUCUUGACUAGUAGAUUAUUCGGCGUAUUACUUUUGGAGACUGCUUCACCGGGCAAUGUUGUUGAAUUUCUUCCACAAUUAUUUGUGCUAUCUGCUGCAAAAGAAGAUGUUUAUGAUGAAGAACCAUUGGAAGAAAACUAUCCCAAUUAUUUUCUGUUAAUUUUUACUUGGCAACAUUUAAGGCAACUUUACAUUGUGUAGUAAAAGUUCCAGACUGUGAUGUUUGAUGUCUGUGAUGUCAAGGUAAUGCAGUUAGCUUUAUUUGGCAGCAAAACAUAUUACUUUAUUAUAACCUUUUUCAUUGGAAAUCUGUUGUCCACGCCCUCCUUCUUAACCUCUUCCCUCUUUUUUCAGCAAGCUGAAAGGUGACCUACUGAACAAUCUCAAACAGGCAGCAUGAGGGAUAUUUUUGGGAAAUGCAACGUUGCAUGUUGAUAACAUUUAUAUAUAGAUUAUAUACUAUUUGUAAGGAUUUUUACAGAGCACAAUCCAGAAUCUGGUAUAAGUUGGUAUUUUUCUAACAAUUUGCACAGUUGUAUUUUAACAAUGGGUAUAACUUGUUUGUAAUUGGUAAUGUAAUGCACAUAUGGUAACAUUUGACAGUUCAGAAUAUUGGUUGUAAUCUGUGUACCAUUUGGAAUGUGAGUGGCAGAUAUACUUGUUUGGCUAAUUUACAAAAAGCGAGGAACUGUGUGAGACUUUUGAUAUCUCAAAGUUCAUGUUACCCCAUUGAUUUGUGCGAAGUCUUUGGAGAUGUAUUUCUGUGUAUAACAAUAAAGACGUUAUGCCUUGUACACCAAA
Molecule: messenger RNA, 5243 nt
Organism: Osmerus eperlanus (European smelt)
Lineage: Eukaryota; Metazoa; Chordata; Actinopteri; Osmeriformes; Osmeridae
Gene: jph1a
Product: junctophilin 1a
Cellular component (GO): plasma membrane; sarcoplasmic reticulum; endoplasmic reticulum membrane
Source: RefSeq, a predicted model, not a curated record